AAGGAGGAUGAGAUGAGAUGAGAUGAGAUGACAGCCAUAGUCACCCAUCCCCUUCCUCCCUUUCACUUUGACGACUGACUGCUCAAGUCUUCCCUGAUCCUGAUCCUGCUCCUCCUCUCCCUAGCCCUAGCCCUAGCUCUAGCCCUAGCCUCCCCCGAUCUCCACUCCAACCGCCCGGAAGUAGCUCCAAAUCGAUCACCACCACCGGAUCUCCGACGGAGUGAUGGCGACCGCCGCGGCCAGUGGCGACGGCCAGGAGAAGGUGAUCGCGGUGGCGAAGCACAUCGUCAGCAGCCUCGCCUCAUCCAAGAACACCGCCGAAGACAUGAUCCGCAUACUUUCAGGCUUCGACAAUCGCCUCUCCACCAUCAAUGACCUCUUCCCCCCUUCCGCCGCCGAUGACGGAGGGAAUCCGGAUGGGGACCGAUUCGAUCCCUCGGAGGCCGAGAUCCGACUCCAGGCUGCCCACAAGGUCGUACGCCUCUGGGAUGCCUCCGAUUCCCUCGUGUGGGAGUCUUCCACCGAGGACGCAGAGGAGUACCUCGCUGCGGUUGGUGAUCUCAUCCGCUUAGUAGAGUAUAAAACCUCUCCGGGAUUCGGAGGCGGCUCCACUGUCGACCUCGUCAGUCGUGCGGAGAUCGCGCUCCAGAUGGCAAUGUCCAGGCUCGAGGAGGAAUUUAGUAACUUGAUGGUGCGCCACGCCGUCCCCUUGGAUUCCAACUACUUGAGCUCCUCCAUUCGCCGUCUCUCCCUUUCUUUUGCAUCUGACAUCGGUGAACCCAUAGAUGACUUUGAGAGCUCCGUUGAAGAUGAAAGUCACCACCACCAUCACCAGUCGCCACCGCAGCAGCAGGAAGGAAGCCCUGAGGAUAGAUCCGGAACAAGUCUGGCGGACGAGCGGUGCUUAGAUCUGAUCAACCCGGAAGUUGUCCCUGAUCUCAAUGCGAUCGCAGACUAUAUGCUAUUGGCGAAGUAUGACCGUGAGCUUCAUCAGGUGUACUGCACCGUACGACGGGAUAUCCUUGAUGAGUGCCUCUCCAUUCUUGGCAUCGAUAGGAUGAGCAUUGAGGAGGUACAGAGAAUUGAUUGGCGGAUGCUCAAUGACAAGAUGAAGAAGUGGAUUCAGGCCCUGAAGAUAGUCGUUCGAGUUCUGCUCUGGGGAGAGAAACGGCUCUGUGACCAGAUUCUCGCGUCUUCAGAGGAGCUCAAGGAAGAGUGUUUCAUAGAGACUGUGAAGGGGCCAGUCAUGCAACUACUCAACUUCGGUGAUGCCAUUACCAUAUGCCAGUGGUCUUCUGAAAAGCUCUUUGGUAUCCUGGAUAUGUAUGAGGCUCUUGCCGAUGUUUUGCCAGAUCUUCAGACAUUGUUUGUCGGAGACCCAAAGGACCUUAUAUGUGUAGAGGCAGAAGGGAUUCUACAAAGAUUAGGCGAGGCAGCAAAAGGAACUCUCAUGGGGUUUGGGAGUGCAAUUCAGAAGGAGCCAUCUCGGAAGCCAACACAAGGAGGAGAGAUUCAUCCCAUGACUCGUUACGUGAUGAACUAUGUGAGAUUACUUGCAGAAUACACGAAUACCCUAAAUCUUCUUUUAGACGAUGGGAAGAUUGGCAGUGAUCAGGGCAAUGGUGAAGGUUAUGACAAUAGGAACUCUGAUGGAGAGAAUUUGGAGAUGACUCCAUUAGGCCUCCGCACAGCUCUGAUAAUUUCAUAUUUGGAAUCUAAUUUGGAUGAAAAAUCUAAAACCGAUGAAGAUGGAGCGAUGCAGUAUGUAUUUCUGAUGAACAAUAUACACUAUAUUGUCAACAAAGUGAAGGAUUCAGAUCUCGGAAAGCUUUUGGGAGAUCACUGGAUAAGAAAACGCCUCGUCCAAAUCCGGCAGUAUGCCACAAACUACCUUAGAACUUCCUGGACCAAAGCCUUGUCUUGUUUGAAGGAUGAAGGAAUUGGGAGUGGUAACUCCAGCAGUGUCUUGAAAGUCACUUUAAAGGAGAAGUUUAAAAACUUCAACUUGGCAUUUGACGAAAUUUAUAGGGUUCAGACAACUUGGAAGGUUCCAGAUCCUCAGCUCCGAGAAGAACUGAGAAUUUCAAUAUCAGAGAAGGUCAUCCCAGCGUAUCGGGCAUUUAUGGGAAGGUAUGGCAAUCAAUUAGAUGGUGGAAGACAUGGAACAAAAUAUAUAAAGUAUACAUCAGAUGAUUUGGAGAGCCUGCUUUCAGAUCUGUUCGAAGGUGUCUCUGGUCCGGCUCCAAAAAAGAAGACUUAGUUUAUGAAGUCACAGGUAUGAUCUAAGGUAAGACUCAUCUAGGGUCUUUUUGUGCAAAGUUCAGAUAUACUACACUAGAUGUGAACUUGACUAUGAUCCUUUGUAGCCCUAGUAUUGCUUAUGCAUGGUUACAGUUCGUCAUAUAUAGUUCCUGUCAUAAUGACAAUGCAUUGUGAUAAAACAAAAAAAAAAUGCAUGUAUAAAUAUUCUAGAAUUGUGAAUUUUUUGGAAUAUUGUUAAGGGUCGAUAUGAAUUGUUUUAGCA
Zingiber officinale is the source of this 2524-nucleotide messenger RNA. Its product is annotated as exocyst complex component EXO70B1-like. Gene Ontology annotation, cellular component: exocyst. Gene Ontology annotation, biological process: exocytosis. Bases 224 to 2260 code for a protein of 678 amino acids. Lineage: Eukaryota; Viridiplantae; Streptophyta; Magnoliopsida; Zingiberales; Zingiberaceae. The transcript has a single exon. The record is from RefSeq and is a predicted model, not a curated record. Gene Ontology annotation, molecular function: phosphatidylinositol-4,5-bisphosphate binding.